Molecule: messenger RNA, 379 nt
Organism: Rhizophagus irregularis DAOM 181602=DAOM 197198
Lineage: Eukaryota; Fungi; Glomeromycota; Glomeromycetes; Glomerales; Glomeraceae
Source: RefSeq, a predicted model, not a curated record
AGAAUAUUGAAAAAAAAUCCAUUAUUUUUACGAUAUUUAAUAUUGCGGGGUAACAAAAAAAAGGAAAAAGAAUCGAAAAUUUCCAAUCAUGUAAUUAAAUGAUAUUAAUUAUAUUUGAAUUUGAUAAAAUUUUCAAUUUUUCAUUAAAAAAAUUUGAUUCGCUCACGUCUAUUUUGAAUACCAAUAUUUUCUUAACAUAUUCUCGGAUCGUAAAAAACCCAAUUGAUUUUUUAAAUAUUGACGUAAAUAAUUACAUUCUAUUGUUUCGAUCUAUUGAACGAAAUCCAAUUGUCAAUUAAUUGUUUUUUCUCCUCAUCUAAUGUAUGAUGAUGACAUACUAAGAAAAAUUAAUUAUUUGAUUUAAAAAAAAAAAAGUUUU